This is a messenger RNA of Xenopus laevis (African clawed frog), 4205 nucleotides long. It is a transcript of the gene ddr1.S, whose product is annotated as discoidin domain receptor tyrosine kinase 1 S homeolog. Lineage: Eukaryota; Metazoa; Chordata; Amphibia; Anura; Pipidae. Gene Ontology annotation, molecular function: protein kinase activity; transmembrane receptor protein tyrosine kinase activity; protein tyrosine kinase activity. The record is from RefSeq and is a predicted model, not a curated record. Gene Ontology annotation, cellular component: membrane; signaling receptor complex; plasma membrane. The transcript is spliced from 18 exons. The coding region runs from base 515 to 3358 and encodes 947 amino acids. Gene Ontology annotation, biological process: cell surface receptor protein tyrosine kinase signaling pathway; positive regulation of phosphatidylinositol 3-kinase/protein kinase B signal transduction; positive regulation of neuron projection development.
UACAUUUGGGAACUUAGAGAGUGACAUCAGGGUUUGCUUUAGGGGGUGGGUAGGAGAUAGGAGAGGCUGGGACAGCGAGAAUCAGCAAGGGAAUUAGAGAGAAAGACAAACAGAAGAAAAUAGGGACAAACUUGUAUGAAAGUGGUGGAAAGGCCAACAGGACAGAGGCAGAAAGAAAAUAUGUAGAUGAAAUAAUGUCUAUUUAAAAUUGCAGAGUGAGCAGAGAUAUUUAAAAAAAAAGAGGAAAGCAGAAAUGAGUGUUCUGCUGAGUGUUAGUGAAAUUAACAAACAAACGUGUACAUCCAUAGGCGAGAACAUCUACACUUAUAAUUUGUACCAUUUAUAUCAACUUGGAAUCACGCUGUUUAGGGAAACGUUUUAUGUUCUACUCUCUGUCGCAUCCCCAAUAUACAGCAUGGAGUAAAGGAAAAAACGACAAGCAUGAGGAUUUUCUGGCUGUAAUGUAUCCUGGACCUUUCUAACACCAUUGAUCUAUGAAACAGUUUUUCACUGGAUGUCAUUAAUGGGAGAAUUAAAGAUGGCUUCUCUUCUAGUCUGGUUCAAUCUGUUACUUGCUCUCUGCAUAGCUGAACCUGAUGCUCACUUUGACCCCUCUUCUUGUCGCUAUGCAUUGGGCAUGCAGGACAGGACCAUCCCAGAUGAGGAUAUCACAGCAUCCAGUGCCUGGUCUGACUCUACUGAAGCUAAACACAGCAGGUUGGAAAGUAAUGAUGGUGAUGGAGCUUGGUGUCCACUAGGCCCUGUAUACCCAAAUUAUGAGGAAUUCCUGCAGGUGGAUCUACAGAAACUUCAUUUUUUAACCCUAGUGGGCACUCAAGGCCGAGAUGGAGGAGGGCUGGGCAAGGAGUUUGCCCGACAUUAUCAACUGCGCUACAGCCGUGAUGGGUUUAAAUGGUCACAAUGGAGGGAUCGCUGGGGGAAUGAGGUAAUAGAGGGAAAUGGAAACACACAUGACUCUGUGUUGAAGGACCUGGGGCCUCCAAUCAUUGCUCGCUAUGUGCGCUUUUAUCCCAUGGCUGACCGAGUAAUGAGUGUUUGUCUACGUGUUGAGCUUUAUGGUUGUGUUUGGCAAGAUGGACUUCGUUCUUAUACAUCUCCUCCUGGAAAUGUGAUGAGUCUCCCUUCAAUGAUCGUUAACCUCAACGAUUCUACUUAUGAUGGACUUACAGUAGGCGGGCUGCAAUAUGGAGGUCUGGGACAGUUGACAGAUGGUGUCAUUGGAGCAGACGAUUUCCUUCAGCACAAAGAACAGGGAGUCUGGCCUGGUUAUGAUUAUAUAGGGUGGAUGAGCAGCAGCUUCCCAAAAGGAUAUCUGGAAAUGGAGUUUGAGUUUGAUGCACUUCGAUCAUUUACAUAUAUGAGGGUCCACUGUAAUAAUAUGGGAUCCAGUGGCAUUCAGAUAUUCCGUAGGGUUGACUGUUACUUCAAACGCUCUUUGCAUACCCCGUGGGAUUCUCAGCCUGUUACCUUGUCUCUAGCUCUCGAUGUACGAGACCCAAGUGCACGCUCUGUAACAAUAUCCCUGCAAGGAAGAGCAGCCCGCAUCUUGCGCUGUCACUACUUUUUCUCCAGCCAGUGGCUGCUUAUCAGUGAGAUCUCAUUCCUCUCUGAUAUCUUGGAUGCUACAAAUCCAGAAGAACCAAGCCCACUGCCCCCUCCUAAAGAGACACCUCCUCCACCAGUAGUAACAAACGUGCCCCAGGACACCAGUAAAACAACAACCACUUCCACUGGCACUAAUGCCAGUCUGAAUGGGCAUGUCCUUGAGGAAGGCAUUGACAUCAGAAUGAACCAACCAAUUGCCAAGGAUGAUAGCGGUGACACCUCUAUUCUCAUUGGAUGCCUAGUGGUCAUUAUCCUGCUUCUGUUGGUGGUUAUCAUUCUCAUUCUGAGGAGACAAAGAUGGAAGAGAUUAUUGAGGAAGGCUCAGCGACGCCCCUCUGACAGCGAUCUUACUGCCCACUUGUCCCUACCGGAUACAGUGGUUAUAAACAACACCCACAAUGCACCAGGGCCACCACGGCAUGCCAACCGAUAUGAGCGUAUUUUAACCUCAGAUGGGGAAUAUCAGGAACCAAGCCACAAUCCUCGCACAAAGAUAACCACACUUACCCUCCCCUCUGAUGGAGCAGCUCUGCUGUUAAACAACCCAGCCUAUGAGCUCCUACUCACCACCUACAGCAGGCCAAUCACAGAGCACGGUGGCCUCCAGGCUAAGCCACUCAACAACCAGGAAGGUGGAUAUAGGGAACUGGAGACUCCAAAAUUACCAGUUUUCCCCCCAAGUGUCCCACACUAUGCUGAAGCUGAUAUCGUUACCCUGCAAGGAGUAACAGGGGGUAAUACCUAUGCAGUGCCAGCACUAACUGCUGACUCCCUCGCUUCCAAAGACCUGCCUCUUUGCAAAUUCCCCCGGGGACACCUCCUUUUUAGGGAGAAGCUGGGUGAAGGGCAGUUUGGAGAGGUACACCUGUGUGAAGUAGUGAAUCCUCAUGAGCUCCCCACUUUACAGUUCCCUUUCAACAUGCGCAAGGGGAGGAGCCUGCUUGUGGCUGUUAAAUUGCUGAGAGCUGAUGCCAAUAAGAAUGCCAGAAGCGACUUUCUGAAGGAGCUUAAGAUCUUGUCCCGUCUAAGUGACCCUCACAUUAUCCGUCUGCUGGGUGCUUGCCUGGAUGAAGAUCCACUCUGCAUGAUCACAGAGUAUAUGGAAAAUGGAGAUCUUAAUCAGUUUUUGAGCUCCCAUCACCUGGACGAAGGAGAGGAAAAUGAAGCACAUUGUCUGCCUGCUAUCAGUUACCCCAGCCUAUUGCACGUGGCCCUGCAGAUAUGUUCUGGAAUGAAAUACCUCUCUUCCCUUAACUUUGUACACCGGGACCUGGCCUCAAGAAAUUGCUUGGUGGGGGAGAACCUCACCAUAAAGAUUGCAGAUUUUGGGAUGAGCCGCAACUUGUAUGCCGGAGACUAUUACCGAAUACAGGGCAGAGCAGUACUACCAAUAAGAUGGAUGGCCUGGGAGUGUAUACUUAUGGGAAAAUUCACCACAGCCAGCGAUGUGUGGGCCUAUGCUGUGACGCUAUGGGAAGUUUUAAUGCUGUGCAAGGAGCAACCAUAUGGUGAACUAAGUGAUGAGGAUGUGAUUGAGAAUGCUGGGGAAAUCUUCCGUGACAGCAAGAAGCAGAUAUUCCUCUUCCGACCGCCGCCUUGUCCUCAGCCUCUGUAUGAACUAAUGCUUCAGUGUUGGUCCAGGGACUGCAGAGAGAGGCCCUCCUUCCAGGACAUCCAUGCCUUACUCACUUCCCAUCUCCUCUGCUGUUCCAGUGAUGAGCUAAAGGAGUAAUGUCAGCAGAGCAAGGAAGAAAGCAAGAACUCACCAUAACAAUAGUCCUGUAUUUCUCUGCUGUUAGACAGCCAAAUCAUCACCAGUAGUUGUAGGUCACAAUAAGGGAUAAAAUACAGUUUAGUCAUCACAAUAAUAAUAUUAUAAUACAUCUCAUUACUUUCCAAACACAGGACUGCUUUCAACUCCUAGCACCUCUCCUACAGUCUUAUGCACUGUAUAUGCUGCCCACACUUACCUCCAGCUAGAGUCCCGCACGGAAUCAAUUUCUAAGUCCCGGACCCGCAACCCGAACCGCAACCCCCAUAUUUACCCACUUUGAUCCGCUACCUGACCCGGACCCGCAACUGCCUUAUCCCUGGCCCGCAACCCGCCGAUCACCAUCAAACAGGAAGUGAUGGUGCUGCAAACAGGAAGUGAUGUCAGUGAUGGGACAGAAAUACGUCUUGUAAAACUUUAAAAGGAGUAAAAUAUAGACAAUAUUACAUAAAAUAAGAAAUUUAGAUGAGACCUGCAACCCGACCCGCCACUCCACAGACCCGCACCUGAAAAUCCUCCCCUCAUUCAUGGUGCCCGCCUUUUUUGCGGGUAACCUACGGGUACCCGACCUCCAUUAGUGCACACAAGAGAAAACGUAGUCUUUCUGUGAAGUUCUUAACACUGGAUGUGUAGUAACCACCCCACUGCUACAGGUUUAGAACAGACAUGCACCUUAUAAUUGUACCACUGUAAACAUUUCUUUUCCCUUUGUCCAACUACCUACUGUGUAUGAAAAACAUCUGCUGUCAUGGGCCAAAUUGCCACAGAAAACAUUUCUUCCUAAUAGCACAACACACUGUAAGCUUCA